AGGUAUAUAUGUAUAAAUAUACGUGUUACUCAAGAAUGUUUCUUGACGGAUGAUACAAUAGACGACCUCUCAAGACAGACCCGUGUCACUUCUACAAUGCAGUAAUGAAUACGUGAUAUAUGAGCGUCAUUGACUGGUGACUUGCGCGUUAUACCUACUUGACCUGUGUAUGUAGGUAUGUGUGUAGAGACUGGAGCCAAGCACCUGUGACUAAUUCCAUGCAAAGGGAUAUACCACACUUGUGUUUUGACACGGGCACACCUCGAUAUCAACCGUGAGUCUCGAAACUGUGUCACUGGAAUCUCCCCAUUUUUAAAAAGUGUCAGUGAAAGUUUAAACACCGCGUUAUAGAACAGGCGACCAGGUGACAGCCGGGUCUCCGAGUUUGGCCUUUAUAUCGAGGUUGUUGUGAAGGACAUGGGCUGUGCGGUCUCUUGUUGAGGGAAAUGAGUGUUGUGGACUGGACAGCGGUCGACUGAGGUUGAAGAGCGUUCACGAAGUGGAGUUUGGUGUAUGUGAUGACGUGACCUGUGACGGAAAGGUGGACGCCGCCACAGAGUUCCAGAUGUUCUGCGACAUGUUGAGGCCAUGCAAGUGCUGACUUUAGCCUUAACAAUGAGUCAAGCAGGUAACGGACCCGUCGCUGGUAAUACCAUUCCAUCCAUUGUUUAUGAAGAGAAUGGACAGAGAAGCCGGAGAUAUGUCUGAAAUUCUGAAAACAGUGUCUACGUUUAACCCAGAGCAUGUAUCUGAAGUUGUAUUGACAGCUUCAAACGAACAAGAAAAGUCCUCAGUUGAAUCUCAGUGUCAGGAGUUAUUCAGCCCUGGGUUGAAGAAAACAUAUAGACAGGUAGAUUCAAAGCCGUCAUUAAAAGACGAGUUCGAGCCCCUGUUGAGAGUUCCGCCCGGUGAUGUGACGGAUGCGGGUCUGACAUUAAGUGAGAACAUCGGAUCACGUGUUCGGAAGCUGGUCCAGGUGGUGAUAGACUCGCUGAUCAGCGUCAGGACUCAGGAUGAGGAUGACCAGCCCUAUCGCAAGACAGAGUGAUCUCUAGUGGAAUAAACAAAUACAUUUGUACAAACCUCAUCAACAUUGUCGUGAUGCGUGUUUAAGACAAUACUGUACUCUUAUACUGAAGAACAUAAAUAAAGAAUCGGAAUAUCC
Molecule: messenger RNA, 1165 nt
Organism: Haliotis rubra (blacklip abalone)
Lineage: Eukaryota; Metazoa; Mollusca; Gastropoda; Lepetellida; Haliotidae
Exons: 3
Coding region: 671-1048 (125 amino acids)
Source: RefSeq, a predicted model, not a curated record